AUGUAUGGAUCAGAAACAUGGACAAUGAAAAAAGAAGAUGAGAACAGGCUCCUUACCUUCGAAAUGAUCUGCCUCCGAAAAAUAUUGGGUGUUACGAGACUAGAUAAAAUAAGAAACACAACAAUUCGGAAGACUCUAGAACUGGAUGAAACCAUUCUGGACAAGAUAGCCAAAAAACGACUGCGAUUCUUUGGCCACGUCAACAGGAUGAGACCAUCACGAUACCCAAAGAUACUCCUAACUUCAAAUAUUUAUGGUGAUAGACCCCGGGGCAGACCAGCCAAGAAAUGGCUUGAUUAUGUAAAGGCUGAUUGUGCUAAUAGAUGUCUGGGAUCCCUCACAGAAGCGACCAGAACGUCACAAGAUAGGAAGAUCUGGCUUGAGGUCAUGAAGCAGAAGCCAUCACACAUCUCCCAGAUGGUGCGGAAGGCUUAG
Strongylocentrotus purpuratus (purple sea urchin) is the source of this 435-nucleotide messenger RNA. RefSeq lists its product as uncharacterized. The record is from RefSeq and is a predicted model, not a curated record. The transcript has a single exon. NCBI's taxonomy places the organism in Eukaryota, Metazoa, Echinodermata, Echinoidea, Camarodonta, Strongylocentrotidae. Bases 1 to 435 code for a protein of 144 amino acids.